UAAGACGUAUUAAGAUUGUAACACUCGAGUGUUACAUAAGUUCUUUUUAAUCCUUUUUUAAAUUUUAUACAUUUGUUGUUAAGUGCUCCUUAAAUAUAAUUUAAAGCAUCCUUUUAAAUCAUUAUUCAUUUUUAUUAAAUCUGAAAUGGUUGAUUAUUAUUAUUAUUUUUUUAAAUUCAUGUGUGAAAAUGUUUGAAGUUAACAAAGCUGCAGAAGUACCUCUCAUCCCAUAUGAUUUGGGUUAUGAAGAAACUUUAUUACAUUUGAUUAAAUCGUUAGAUUGCUUAGACAAAGUUGUUGAUGCUGUUUAUACUCACGUCCGAAGUAAUAUUAAAUCACAAAAAUGUGAAAUAGAAAAAUUAAAUAGUAAACUCACUAAUGUAGCUAAUAAAGUGAAAAAUUUACCUCUCAUUAACAAGUCAAUCCAAGUUUAUUCAAGUUCUAAAUAUCCUGCAACUCAUUGUUAUAAAGACUAUAACUAUUGCUACAAUUUUGAUGUAAAAUCUAAUAUUGUAGCUGAUAUUCAAGUUGUUCAUAAAGUAACUGUACCUAUCGACCCUAGUAAAAAACUUCAGUUUUUUAAUGUAGAUUUACCUGUUAAAAGAUCAUCUAAAAAUAGAGAUAUCUUGCAGCGCAAAGGUAUUGGUAAUAUACCAGAUAAUAUAAAUUAUAUUAGUUCUUUGUUAUUAUUCAAUUCUAAUGAAAAUUUAUACAAAAAUUAUACCUUAUUAAAUUCUUACAAAACCAAUCCUAAAAUAGAGGAUAAAAAAACUGAACAAAUUCAAAAUUUGAACAAGCCUGUAUUUACAUUGCCUUUAAAUGAAACAGAAAAUCAGUUUAAUUAUUCCUAUACGCCAGUUUAUGAAGAAAUACCAUCUAUUGAUGUUCCAACUGAUUUACCAGAUUUGCCAGGUAUUGCCGGUGAUACAAUUUGUUCAGAAAAAGUGAAUAAUGAUAUACUAAUUGUAUGCCCUCAAUCUACUAUAGCUGAUCUACCAUCAUUUGAUGAACUGGAUCACUUAAAGAGUGUUCAAGUGAUUUCUUAUAAUUCAGCUACCUGUUUAGAAGAAAAUACUAAAAUAAAUGAAGAUCUUAAAAGUAUUCCUCCAGUAAAUUUUAUAAAAACUACAAAUGAUGAUAUUGAAUUAGUUAAAAAUGAUUUAAAAUCUAUUGCAAAUUUAGAUAAUGUAAAUACUCAUAGUAUUCUUAUGGAUGAAAUACGGAAUGCAGGAGGAAUGCAUAAAGCUAAAUUGCGUCCUGUAGAUCAUCGAAAAUCUAACUAUAAUGAAGUACCAACAGGUGAUGGUUUAAUGGCUGAUUUACACAAAAAAUUAGCUAUGCGUAGACAGGGAAUAUCUGGUUCAAAUAAACAAAAUGAUAGUGGGUUAGAAGGAGUUAUAUAUAGGAUGGCUACAAAAAUGUUACCACCAGAUUCAGAAUCUGAAAAUGAUAUUGAUGAAAAUAAUGAAACUGAUGGCGAUUGGGAUGAUUAGUUCAAAUUAUUAUAAUAUUAUUGUUAUUCAGAAUUUUUAUACAUAAAUUAUAUUUAUUUAAAAAAACUAAUUGAUAAA
Messenger RNA from Daktulosphaira vitifoliae (grape phylloxera), 1571 nucleotides. RefSeq names its product WASH complex subunit 1 (gene wash). Lineage: Eukaryota; Metazoa; Arthropoda; Insecta; Hemiptera; Phylloxeridae. Gene Ontology annotation, biological process: endocytic recycling; retrograde transport, endosome to Golgi; exocytosis. The coding region runs from base 189 to 1493 and encodes 434 amino acids. Gene Ontology annotation, cellular component: WASH complex; recycling endosome; early endosome. Gene Ontology annotation, molecular function: alpha-tubulin binding; gamma-tubulin binding; actin binding. The record is from RefSeq and is a predicted model, not a curated record. The transcript has a single exon.